AUGGCUGAGGCAAUAGAGGAAAAUGCCAUCCAUUGUGAAAAUUGCAAUACACAAGUUAGCUUUGACGAUUGGUCACAACAUUCAAGAGAAUGUGUUUAUGGUGAAAAGAGUCCAAUUCAAGAGUCAGACAGAAAUAUCAUGAAUGAAUCUAAUACAAGUGGUAUUCCAUGCGAAUACUGUAAUGCUGAAAUAAGUGUCAAUGACUGGCAAUCUCAUUUAAGACAAUGUAUUGAUGAACAUGGAAAACGAAUUGAAAAAUUAAAAGAUGGUAUUCAUGAUGAUUCAAUAAUAGAACUUAUUCCAUGUGAAUACUGUGAUAAACAAAUUAAUAUACAUGAUUUGGAAUAUCAUUCAAGACAAUGUGCUAAUACUACUAAACGUGAUAGUAAUCAUAUAAAAAAUAAUGAAAAUGUAUCAAUGGAUGCACUUAUUCCAUGUGAAUAUUGUGGUGAUCAAGUUAAUAUAGAGGACUGGUCGUGGCAUACGGAACAAUGUCAAGAAGCUGAGAAACAACGAAUUGAAAAUCGAAUCAGACAAAAUGCACUAAUAUCAAAUGAUAUUCUUAUUCCAUGUGAAAUUUGUAAAGAAUCUUUUCCUUUUCAAGAUUUCGAAGCCCAUCAAACUGAAUGCCAACGUAAACAAGCUGCAUCAUUUUCAGCAGGAGCGGUCGGCAUUUUUCCUCUUCCAGAUUAUUGGGAUCAAUCAUCACUACAUAAUCUUUCUCGUUAUAUUCUUCAACCUAAUACAGAAGAAUAUAAAUUUGUUGCAGAUAAUUUUCACAAGACAUUACCAUCAAAUCAAAUUGUUCAAAUUGAACGAAUUCAAAAUCGACGUUGGUAUCGUCAGUAUGAUGCUCAUAAAGAUGAUUUUAUUGAAAGGUAUGGUACAAGUACAGAACAAUGGUUGUUUCAUGGAUGCAAAUCCCAAUCAGUCGACGCAAUUAUUAGUGAUUGCUUUAAUCGUAGUCAUGCAGUUCGCUGUGCUGCUGGUCAAGGUAUCUAUUUUGCAACUCACGCUAGUACAAGUCUUAGUUAUACACAACCAGAUUCGAACAAUCUUAGACAUAUGUUUAUGGCUCGUGUUUUAGUUGGCCAGACAACUGCAGGAAGUCAAUCAACACGUGUUUGCCCACCAGGUUUUGAUACGACAGGUGGAGGAACAAUGUUUGUUACUUAUCACGAUGCUCAAGCUUAUGGUGAAUAUUUAAUUGUGUUUAGAUGA
Molecule: messenger RNA, 1221 nt
Organism: Rotaria sordida
Lineage: Eukaryota; Metazoa; Rotifera; Eurotatoria; Philodinida; Philodinidae
Source: the annotation of a GenBank genome assembly